Messenger RNA from Macrosiphum euphorbiae (potato aphid), 351 nucleotides. NCBI's taxonomy places the organism in Eukaryota, Metazoa, Arthropoda, Insecta, Hemiptera, Aphididae. The record is from the annotation of a GenBank genome assembly.
AUGGAAGAAUCUGGCUAUGAACCUGAGAAAUGGCCGUAUGUCGCACAAACAUUUAAAGCUGGUGAGGUACAAUCACCAAUUAACAUACUUCCGCUUAAUGCUUAUAACGCAAGUUUAUCAAGUUUGUUAUACUUUCGAUAUUGGCGUGAAGAUAGCGUGGAAAUUAAAAUAGGACACAACGGACGAGCACUUCAUAUUCGUAGUAUGACGUAUGAAGAUAUAAAUCAUAUUAGUGCUCACAUUACUGGUGGACCAUUAUUCGAAAAAAAAUAUACAUUUUCUCACAUGCAUAUAUAUUGGGGUGCCAAAGGAGAAGAAGGAAGUGAACACCAAAUCAAUUCCCAGGGGUAA